CAACCUACCCGUCUCAGCAGCUCUGAGCAGGAAGAUGUCUAGCCUGCUGUCGAAUUUGCUAAAUCAUGGCUACAUUUAUGGAGCGCUUAGCGUUUCUGCAGAAACUCCCAACUCUUAUGAAGGCUACAGCAGAUGAUGAAAACCCCUGCCCUGGUUAUCUCUUCCAAGAGAUCGGAAAAAUCUCCCAAGAAUCUUUAGGGUCUGAUCAGUGUUUAUUGGAGUAUCUCCUUGAAAGGCUCCAGGUAGAAUCAUGUCAUGUCAAACUUAAGGUGCUAAAGAUCUUUGUUCACCUCUGUGGUCAUGGUUCCAAUAAUUUCCUCACAGAGCUGAGGAGAAACUCCACUUUCAUCCAGCAAGCCUCAGUUUACAGCGGCCCGCCUGAUCCCAUACAUGGCACAGCAUUGUACCAGAGAGUGCGAAACACAGCGCAGGAAGUUGCGCGGCUGCUGUUUACUGAUCCUGUAACCAUAAAAAGUGGCAACCUGCCGCCAAAUAUAACUUCCCUGAGCACUGGCAUGGGAUCUGGUGUGAUUCGUAGAACAGGAAUGCAAGGCUUUGGUUACAACCCGGCGAAGCAGGGAUCAGCCACUGAUUCACUACUUGAUAAAAUUCAGAAAGCUGCAGAGGUUGUGGCCAGUGCUGUCCUCCCUCCUACGGAGCAUCAGGGCAUCCGUCUCCAUGACAACCACUACAGAGCAAUAGUGGCGCCGUCUACGCCAAUAGAGGUGGCUGUACCAGCAUGUGCCUAUAACCUUUCUGCCCACAAACCAAAAGGAGGGACCCAGAGAAGUCCAGGUCAAGUCGGAGGUGGCUGGGAGGAAGCUGAGAGUUGCAACAGCUCUUCUCAAAACUCCUCGCAAGAAAUCACAGCCAAUAGUCAGGUCUCAGUGGGUAGCCAGUCUGCUGGCACCGGUAGCCAGUCAGGGGCCAGUAGGGAGAGCGGUGGAGACCUGUCAGAGCGAGUUGAAGCGUUGCAGUUGGGCGACUGUGUCCAGGAGAUGGCGCUCAUCAACGGGCUGACUGAAGGCUCCAAAGUUUUCCUGUCGCGGGAGGAGAGUCAGCGCUUCGUGAAAGAAUGCUCAACACUAAACUGCGAAGUCGUGCUGGAGUUGCUGGCUAGAAAACUUCAAGAGCCCUCUCACGUUAUUAAGAUGCGGGCGCUCUCAGCUGUUUCGUGCCUCAUGACCUCUGAUCUUUUGUCCCUGGAGCAAAUGUUUGGAGUAACACAACGGCAGCUUUGUGCUCUGAGUGAGGGGCCUCCUGGAGCCGUGGCCAACAAGGCUACCAAGAUCCUGCGACAGUUUGAGGCUCUGGUGCCUGGACCUUUACAUUUAACCAGACAGCCAGCUGCCAGCUGCAGCUCUCAAGAGACUCCUGCACUCACACCUACCUACUCGGAUGCCUUGCUGUCGAACAACCCUGGCCAUAAUCUGAUGAGGCCUGACGUGUCACCUUUACAUGUCAGUCACCUGAGCUGCUCCUCAGACAAGGCAGAGUCUGACCACGGAGGAGACCAACCUCAUCGCGCAGAGGAAUACAACACAGACCCGCCUCAGGGGGAGCAGGCGUGUGCUGGCACACUCUCUUUGUUCCGUGGUAUGGAGUUGGUCAGCAAGGAGAGAUCUCAGUUUGGCAGCGCCGAAAGAGACUCAGUCAGGGAAGAACCAGCCGUGGACUCGUCUGUCAACGUCAGCAACCAACCAUCAGCCUUCUCAUUUCUGAACGUUUGACCACCAGCCAGAACCGUUAUGAUGUCAAAUAUUUCACCUCAGAAUUUUACUCGACCUUGCAUCAAUACUGGAAAGUUAUACUGACUUAGUUUGAUUUGCAUUUCGCCCCGGAAGCCAUAUGUUGGAGCAACUGGAGUCAGCAACUCUGACAAGCACAGUGUGGUCAUCAGUGGUUGCUGGUUUUAAAUGUAUUAACAUGCAUCUGCGACGACAGUUUAUCUCAGGAUAACUCUUAGGUCACGGAAACAACUCGUGCACCUCUGCAGGGGCAGGAAAAGCUCCAUUUGCACUUCAGUUGGGUUUAACCUCCAUUAGCAUGGGUACUAAUGUUACCUGGUAAUUUAUAGUAUUUAUGUUUGGGAAGUCUCAUUGGGAAUGAGAGGGGCAUGUGCUGCAGGAUGAAAACUUGGUUUCCAUUUGGACCAGUGAAGUCUGCAGUUAGCAUUGAGACAGUACAUUUCAUGAUCACUUGCCUAAUAAACAUUUUGGGAAAAGUGGAAAUGCUGAUGUUUACAAGAAGUCGUACCUUGGUUUGACUCAGGCUUGAUCAGACGCCAGAGGUAGAAAGUGUCAAACAUGGAUGGGACAUUCAUUUCUGCUAUUGUUCAGAUGCAAAUAUACCAGCUGACCCCCUCAAAUACCUGGAGAUUUGUGAAGUCCACAUGAUGUUAUCUGCAAAAUGCAGUGGUGCGACACCCGGGUUUCGUUUGCAAACUCAACUGAACCAGUUCAUCCUGUCCAUGAAAAGCAAAGGGGUCAACAUGAGAUUUCACUCCUGAUGGCACACACACACACAAGUCAUAUGCCACAAAUGAAUAAAGGCGAGUAAAGUGCAUCUCUUUAUUUCACUUGUCAGCACUUAGUAUCACACCUUUGUUGAUUAGCACCAAUGAUCAUGUCCACACAUUAACACACGCAUGUAAAGAGGAGCCGCGCUCUCUGUAAAGUGCACACAGUGCGUGCACGCACACACACACACACACAGAUCAACACUGCACAGUAAACCACAGUGGCUGGGCCAUGGAAAGGC
Messenger RNA from Synchiropus splendidus (mandarinfish), 2760 nucleotides. RefSeq names its product TEPSIN adaptor related protein complex 4 accessory protein (gene tepsin). The transcript is spliced from 13 exons. Bases 66 to 1730 code for a protein of 554 amino acids. The record is from RefSeq and is a predicted model, not a curated record. Gene Ontology annotation, cellular component: trans-Golgi network membrane. Lineage: Eukaryota; Metazoa; Chordata; Actinopteri; Syngnathiformes; Callionymidae.